This is a messenger RNA of Trichomonas vaginalis G3, 243 nucleotides long. RefSeq lists its product as uncharacterized. The annotation marks the transcript as partial. The record is from RefSeq and is a predicted model, not a curated record. Lineage: Eukaryota; Parabasalia; Trichomonadida; Trichomonadidae. The transcript has a single exon.
UACCCUGAUACGAACUUCCAAAUGAAUGAUGAUUUACCUCCAAUGAAAGAACCUAAUUUAAAUGAUUAUAUUUUAGAAGCAAAUCAAGCAGAAGAAAAACCGACGAAUAAAAAUAAAGCCGGAAUCAUCGCUGGUUCUAUAGUUGGUGCUUUAGCCCUUAUUGCUAUUAUUGUCGCUGUUGUAUUUAUUGUAAGGGCAAAACGUGCGGAAAAAUCUGCUUCUGACAAGGAAGUAACAGUUUGA